AUGGAACCGAACUUCACCAAAGUUCCGCCGGAGAAUGAGCACAUGCAGGCACCGCAACAGAGCGAGCCCCACCAUCAAAGCACCAGUACAUCUGACGAUUCCUUCUGCGUCGACAAUAGUUUCGACGAACUGCUCCACUACGACUCCUUCGAGUUUGACAUCUCCAGCUUUCCGCCGCCACCUCCGCCAUCAGCCACCGAGAUGGUCGGGUCAUUGGGGGAACCGGCCGAUCCCGCGGUGGGGGAAGCCAUAAGCUUGUCCGUCAGCGAGAUGGGAAUGGCCGGGGCCGGCGAGAUGUCCGGCGGAGAGAGAGGAGCAGAGCGCCGUCAACGGCGCAGAAAAUCCGUCGAAAGGUCGUCCUCGAGGGUGUCGCGUGGGGUUAUGUCGUCUUCUUUGGUGAAGAAGGCCAUGGCCCCUGAGAAGCUCGAAGAGCUUGUUAGGGUUGAUCCCAAGAGAGCGAAAAGAAUUCUUGCAAAUAGGAAAUCUGCUGCUAUAUCAAAGGAGAGAAAAACUCGUUAUAUAAAUGAGUUGGGAAAGGAUGUGCAGAGGCUUCAGAUUGAAGCAAAUACCACUGCCGCAGAAUAUGCCAGCCUUGAGGGAAAAAACACAGAUAAGGCUACUCAGAAUAAAGAGCGUAUAAGGCGCACAGAGGCUACGUUGCAGGAAGCACGACUUAAAGAUGAUCUCGUUAAGGCAAUGAAGAUAGAAUUUGACCGCUUUAAGAUAGAUUUUGGUAUCACUGAUGAUCAUCCCUUUUUUGCUGGGAUGUUCUCUCAAUUUUCUUCCCAGUUACCUCCGCAUAUGGUUCCUAAUCCUCGAUUCCAGAAUCAGGUGCUUCAGCAACCACAGUUCAGCAUGCCUCCUCCUCCGCCGCCGCCGCCGCCAUCUCCACCCCUCUUUGGUGAGCCUUUCGGUGAGGAUCGUCCUCCUCCCCUUGGUGAGCCUUUCGAUGCUGAGGAUUUUGAUCCUGACUUCUCGAACUUUCGAUGA
Gastrolobium bilobum is the source of this 990-nucleotide messenger RNA. Its product is annotated as transcription factor RF2b-like. The transcript has 4 exons. Gene Ontology annotation, biological process: regulation of DNA-templated transcription. The record is from RefSeq and is a predicted model, not a curated record. Bases 1 to 990 code for a protein of 329 amino acids. Gene Ontology annotation, cellular component: nucleus. NCBI's taxonomy places the organism in Eukaryota, Viridiplantae, Streptophyta, Magnoliopsida, Fabales, Fabaceae. Gene Ontology annotation, molecular function: DNA-binding transcription factor activity.